Messenger RNA from Pocillopora damicornis (cauliflower coral), 1210 nucleotides. RefSeq lists its product as uncharacterized. Lineage: Eukaryota; Metazoa; Cnidaria; Anthozoa; Scleractinia; Pocilloporidae. Gene Ontology annotation, cellular component: mitochondrial large ribosomal subunit; mitochondrion. The record is from RefSeq and is a predicted model, not a curated record.
AAGAGAAAAAUUCUGACUCAAAGGGAUGAAGUCUGACAUAACAUAAAUUACUCAUUUCUUGCCACUUUUACUUAUUCCUGAUUUAUACAAUCAAGAUCAAACGUUUAAGUUUUGAGUUUGGUUAAAAGUGAACCAGUGUAAACUUGGGUGUAUUGCACACGCGUGACGCGGGAAUCAUGUCUGAACAGAUGAGGUACUGCCAAUACCAUAGAGCAUCGUGGUCACCAUCCAACAUGGCGUCCAUACUGAGGGGUAGUUGUGGUAGACUUACCAAGCUGAGAGGUGUUUCAAGGACAGUUUAUAAAAUUUAUUUAAGUACAGAUGUAACAAAAAAAGACCGUAUUUUAGACAGAGUGAAAAAAUUUGUCUUCGGAGAGGGACCACCCGAAGAGGAGGAUGAAACACCCGAGAGUUAUUUUCAAUUUGUAAAAGUUGAAAAACCAGCUGUAUACAGCAUGAAGAAACAGGAAAUUGUGGAAAGACUAGAAAAUAUUGUCACAGAAGUUAUGCCUGACGACGAAAAUUGGAGAGAUCAGUCGGUUAAAGAUUUGGUUUUAAAAUAUAAGAUUCUCAACAGAUGUUAUGAGGAGUUUGGAAUUUUGGUUCCCAAUUCCCAGUUAAAUGAAAUGAACAUUGUAAGGGAUGUUAUCAAGUUCUACACUACAGCGAAACCUGAAGACAAAAGGACAUUCAAAUCUAUCAACAAAAAAAAUUUACCUCGCAACUUAUCCAUUGGUGGAUCUCUACCCCUUAAGAAAGUGUCUGUAACAUGAAAUAGGAGUAUUGUGUAACCCCAAUAAUGAGGUACAGGAGAGAAAGAGAGGUGAAGGAGGGGGGGAGGGCCUUAUUAUAUAGUGGGGCUUUUUAGGUACUUAACAUUCUAGACAGAUGAAACAUUGUAGUAAAGUUGAUGUUUAACCCUUUAGCUCCCAAGAUCUCAUAAGUAAUUCUCCUUACUGUCUGCCAAAUGAUUCUCAUUAUGUUAGUUUGGAGAAUUUGGUAUUGGAUCAAUCAGUACUCCCAUAGUUGAUAUUUUUCUUUAUUCUCAUCAUUUGUCAACAUAAUAUUAUAUAGAUAAACUAACAAGAAAUUCUGUCUUGGUCACUCACAGGAGUUAAAGGGUUAAAGGACUGAGUAACUGCAUCAGGUUUAUUCCUGCAAUUAAGUUAAGUUGGCUUUACUGCUAAUGUGUUUAGACUGAUAGAAGUUA